CUAUUCAAAAUAACUGGUCCACGAAAUUCGUUCUGAAACAUUAACCUGCAAAAUAUUAUUUUAUACAUGUAACGGAUCCUAAUAAGAUAUUCAUAAUCAAUAUUUAUUUAAUAUACAUAAUCGAUAAUACAAUUGAUGGAUUGAUAAAAUUUUGCGCAUAAAAUUGCAUUUUAUACAUAUCACUCAUCAUAUAGUGCGUUUCGUAUGGUGAAAUAUACGUUUACUGUCAACAAAAAUGGAUGUAUCCUAGAACUGAUUCUUUAUUAAGUAAAACAAACCACAAAAAAGUUAAACAUGACGACACAGGCAAUGAUGCGAGUCAUUGAGAAAAGGGGCAUAGUUAAGGUCCCUCAGGAGAUAGUUCCGAGAGAUACAUUCACUACAAGCUCUCAGAUGGAAGAACUCGAAGAUGACCUCGUAGCUAGCUGUCUAGCCAAACUCCAAGAUGGUGUCAAGGUGACUCCUGUAGAUGCGACGGAAGCCCUAAAACAGUAUAGAAAGUUUCAACUUGAAAUGGGACGACUGCAAACUCUUAUCAGCAGACCCUCAAGAUAUCCAAAGAUGACUUCCAGCUUGUACAUGCAAGAGAAAAGCUUUAAAGACAGAACAAAGAAAAUAAUAGAAGCUAAAGAGAAGGAAAUAGUAAAUCUUAAACAGAAAGUCACAGAAAUGUCCUUAAGAUUAAGUGCUAUACUAGGGACACAGGUUGUAGAAGAAGAUGAUAAGAAAAGUGACCUCACAGACAGCGUUAAGCCAGUCAAAAUAGCUGAAGACUACAGGACAAUAUACCAUAUGGAGUAUCAAGUUGCUCAGGAAGAACUUGCAAUUGCAAUGGAGGAAGCAAAGGUUUUGGUUUAUCUGGGGAAAGUAACAUGGGUCGCGUAUGAAUUUGCAAAAGACAUAGCAAAACAGCAGUUGGCUGAGCUAAUGAAGAAAGAAAUCGAGAUACUUAGAGUCAUGUCAAGACCAAGCUAUGAGGAGAAAGAAAGGAGAAAGCCGUUGGUUGCAGACGGUAUUUCAGCCCGGAAAUUUGAGAGGGAUGAAACAUUGCAACUUCUAAAGGACUACCGAAGAUGUCUAGCCCGAACUGCCGUCCCUGGUGUCAAACAGAUAUUUCAAACGCUGAUGGCAAGGUCUCCGCCUGAGAAAGGAGGGACGUUAACUGACGGCGUGAAGAAGUAUAUCCGGAAAGUUGUAGAGCAGACCUACCUGAUGUGCAUACAGGAACCUCCAAUGCAUCUUGAGUGGGUUAGAUUUGGUGAUAUACUUGACACAGAAAAAUACAAACCAUAUAAGGGAGAGGGAAACCAAAUCGUCGGCACCAUAUGGCCGGUAGUUCUUCGGCACAAAGGUGGACCAGUUAUGAGCAGGGGCAUUGUGGAUGUAAUGUUCAGCCAAAAGAAUGGACCAAGAAGUGUAGUUAUGCAGAAACAGAAAUAUUAUUGAUCAAGAUUUCACCGAAGAUAUUUGAUAACAAAUGCUUUAUUUACAUUUUUUUAAAGUAUAUAUUCAUCGUGGAUGCAAUAAAGUGUGUAAUAAUGUAGACAUACAAAACAUUACUCAUUAUUACUACAGUGACGUAUGUUUCAUUCAUUUUUCUGGUACAUUAUUUGGUAUAAUCUUCUAAAUAAUAUUUUAAUACAUGAAAGCUGAUGUUUUGUGGAUAUCAAUUUAAAUGUUUGGGGUAUAUUUACUUCUGAAAUUCCUUAUACAUAAGUCUACCACAUAUAUUCUCAAUAUUCUUCAUAAAUAAAAUACAUUUAACAGUU
Mercenaria mercenaria is the source of this 1769-nucleotide messenger RNA. RefSeq lists its product as uncharacterized. Bases 295 to 1446 code for a protein of 383 amino acids. The record is from RefSeq and is a predicted model, not a curated record. NCBI's taxonomy places the organism in Eukaryota, Metazoa, Mollusca, Bivalvia, Venerida, Veneridae. The transcript has 7 exons.